UCCGCGAGGGGCUGUCGGGGAAAGAUGGCCGCGGCGAGAGAAAAUGUCAGCUUAUUAUUCAAGUUAUACUGUUUGACAGUGAUGACCCUGGUGGCUGCAACUUAUACCAUAGCUUUAAGAUACACAAGGACAUCAGACAAAGAACUCUACUUUUCAACCACAGCCGUGUGCAUCACAGAAGUUAUAAAGUUAUUGCUAAGUGUGGGAAUUUUAGCUAAAGAAACUGGUAGUCUGGGUAGAUUCAAGUCAUCUUUAAGAGAAAAUGUCUUGGGGAGUCCCAGAGAACUGAUGAAGUUAAGUGUGCCAUCAUUAGUGUAUGCUGUUCAGAACAACAUGGCUUUCCUGGCUCUCAGCAAUCUGGAUGCAGCAGUGUACCAGGUGACCUACCAAUUAAAGAUUCCCUGUACUGCAUUAUGUACUGUUUUAAUGUUAAACCGGACACUCAGCAGAUUACAGUGGAUUUCAGUUUUUAUGCUAUGUGGUGGAGUCACACUUGUACAGUGGAAACCAGCCCAAGCUACAAAAGUCAUGGUGGAACAGAAUCCACUGUUAGGGUUUGGCGCUAUAGCUAUCGCUGUAUUGUGCUCAGGAUUUGCAGGAGUGUACUUUGAAAAAGUUUUAAAGAGUUCAGACACUUCCCUUUGGGUGAGAAACAUUCAAAUGUAUCUAUCAGGGAUUGUUGUGACAUUAGUUGGCGUCUACUUGUCAGAUGGAGCUGAAAUAAAAGAAAAAGGAUUUUUCUAUGGUUACACAUAUUAUGUCUGGUUUGUCAUCUUUCUUGCAAGUGUUGGAGGCCUCUACACUUCUGUUGUGGUCAAGUAUACAGACAACAUCAUGAAAGGUUUUUCUGCAGCAGCAGCCAUUGUCCUUUCUACCAUUGCUUCAGUGCUACUGUUUGGAUUACAGAUAACACUCACGUUUGCUUUGGGUACUCUUCUUGUAUGUGUUUCUAUAUAUUUCUAUGGAUUACCCAGACAAGACACUACAUCCAUCCAGCAAGGAGAAACAGCUUCAAAAGACAGAGUCAGUGGUGUGUGAUUUCAGCCUCAAAAGAGAUUCCUACUAAGAUUAAACUAGAGCCUUAAGUCAAUCCCAGAAGGUAGCUUAAACAAGAAUAAAAAAUUAACUCUGUGGCAUAAGAAUUAAGAAGAAAGCUAUCUUGAGUGAACUGCUACAAAGAUUUAAUGUGACCUGUUUGGGGUCAACCCAUUAUGUUUUAGAAUGAAGGAGAUUUUUUACUGUAUAUAUAAUGUAUAUAAAAAGUAUGGAGAUGAUAUGAUAUGAUAUUAAAAAAAUCAUGGGAGGCUAUAAUAUUCAAGGAACAAGGUUUGGGACAAUGUUAAAGGUUAAAGUGCCAAAGCCAUUUCUGUACUAACUGUUCUCUUGUUCAGGUACCAGGGGAGAAGGACGACCCCUGCUUGUUCCCCAAUUCAUGUACAGUAUUUUGUCCCAACAGCAGUAAAAACCUAGCUUUUUAAUUACAAGAGAGGCAAAAACAAGACAGGUUAGUCAGAAACAAAUUGAAUGUGCAAUUUCUCAAACUGAGUAUUUCAUAACUCAGAGAGUGAUUUCUGGGUGGUGACUGAGUACUCAUUUAAGUGUUCAUUGUGCCAUUCAUGGUCUGGAUUCAUAUUUCUUUGCUUAGAUGAUAUACUUUUCUAAUGUCACUUUUGUACUUUUUUAAUAAAGUAUGUUUAGCUCUGUGGGGUUCUCAAUAAUUUAUGAAAUUCUGUGUUUUAAAAGAAAUUUUCUAUAAUGUAAAUCGGGAAAUUCAGCAAUAAACUUUAUAUG
Messenger RNA from Molossus molossus (Pallas's mastiff bat), 1791 nucleotides. RefSeq names its product solute carrier family 35 member A1 (gene SLC35A1). The transcript has 8 exons. NCBI's taxonomy places the organism in Eukaryota, Metazoa, Chordata, Mammalia, Chiroptera, Molossidae. The record is from RefSeq and is a predicted model, not a curated record. Gene Ontology annotation, biological process: pyrimidine nucleotide-sugar transmembrane transport. The coding region runs from base 25 to 1038 and encodes 337 amino acids. Gene Ontology annotation, cellular component: Golgi membrane. Gene Ontology annotation, molecular function: pyrimidine nucleotide-sugar transmembrane transporter activity.